AUGUCCCCUCUCAGAGGUUAUAUUACUUCGUACCCUCCGCGGGUGCGCCAAUAUGGGAAUGCGUUGCUUACGCCCGUCGUGCCGCAGACUCAAGUUGGACCUACACCGCGAACAACGAAACGAGGGACGACUGCAAUCAAUUACGCCGAAGAUGGCUAUGAAGAAGAUGAUUUUGAUGAAAGCGAGGGUCCGCGACGACCUACUGGUCUGAGAAGUCUUCGACGGGAAGAGUCGACAGUUGACAAGGUCCCGUUGGCCGACAAGCUGGGGAAAGAGAUCUAUGCCCCCGUUGAAGUUCAAGGGGUUUUUCGGGAUUGGAUGAUCAAGAGGAUGUUACGACCAGCGACUCACUCAAGCCUUUCUUUCCUCAUUAGCUGUGCCGACCAAUUACAGAUUCAAGCGCAACUCCCUCUGACACUUAUUCCUAUUCGAAUUGAUUUGGAAGUCCCUGCGCAUCAACCGUUGGAGCCCUUUCCCAUGCCACGGGGUGUGAUAGAUCCGGGGAUCAACCCGACCUUGCCUGGAUACCGGAGGCCAGACCCAUUGCCUGCGUAUCGGAUUAAAGAUACUUUUCUUUGGAACCUUCACGAAGCUCUUGCGACACCGGAGGAGUUUGCAGUCGGCUUUGUUCGCGACUUGGACUUGCCUAAUCCACAAGCGAUCACCAUAACGAUCAGCAAUCAAAUACGCCAACAGUUAGAGGAGUAUGCAGGCGUUGCGUUACAUCCCUUAUUCCAGAGCACACAGCUAAGUCAAGCGCCACAACCUGGGCUGUCUCGGGAUGUGUCCGCCACUCCGGUUCCAACCAAUGCCGCGACGCCUGACAGCAGAGCUUUUGGAGUGACAGUAACAAAGGAGCCCUUGAUCAACGACAGCAUUCUGAAUCCAGAUGAUGCCUAUCGAUGUAUGAUCAAUCUCAACAUAAAUUUACAGAACAAGUUGUACACAGACAAGUUCGAAUGGUCUCUACUCCAUCCUCCAGGCAUGGCAGAGGAGUUUGCCAAGAUUACGUGCGCUGAUUUGGGUUUAAACGGCGAAUGGGUUGGUGCAAUUGCACAUGGUAUCUAUGAGGCUGCUUUGAAAUUGAAGAAGGAAGUUUGCGAGAGCGGCGGACUUAUUAGUGGCAUGGGAGGCUAUGGCAACGAAAUCGACAACCAAGCAGCAAAUGGUACCGAGGCUGGUUGGCGAUAUGACCCCGAAGGACUUGGCGACGAAUGGGAACCAAAGGUUGAGACGCUGUCCAAAGAGGAAAUUGAAAAGCGAGAAGGCGAUCGUGAGCGGCAAAUCAGACGUCUACGACGAGAAACGGCUAGAUUCUCCUCAACUGCAGGCAUUACGCCAGAAGUUUCUCGGCAAGGAAGUGGUAGCUAUUUCGAUAUCGACAGCGAAACUCCAUUGGGCAGAGGCGAGAGAAGCAAGCGAAAGAAACGCUUCCGCAGCCUGAGUCCCUUGGGAAGGGGAGGUACACCGGGUGGGCGAGGCACCCCGGAUACCGGCUCAGGUGCUGGAUAUGGUGGAGGUGGUGGCACAUUGUCUGACUGGGAACGACAGAACUGGAGAUGCAGCAACUGUAUGGUAUGGGGAACUGCGGUUUGGGCAGUACGAGAUGGUCCAGCUGGUCCAAGGACCCUCUGCCACAACUGCGGUCUUCUCUACGAACGGGACAAGGUUGCUCCAGAAUGGUCAAGAGACUUGCACCGUCACGACAUACCCGUUGGUCGGUAA
This is a messenger RNA of Aspergillus wentii DTO 134E9, 1725 nucleotides long. Its product is annotated as putative RSC complex subunit Sfh1. Bases 1 to 1725 code for a protein of 574 amino acids. Gene Ontology annotation, biological process: regulation of transcription by RNA polymerase II; chromatin remodeling. Lineage: Eukaryota; Fungi; Ascomycota; Eurotiomycetes; Eurotiales; Aspergillaceae. Gene Ontology annotation, molecular function: zinc ion binding; transcription coregulator activity. Gene Ontology annotation, cellular component: RSC-type complex; nuclear chromosome; nucleus. The record is from RefSeq and is a predicted model, not a curated record. The transcript is spliced from 4 exons.